AAGGCCAAAGACAAGAAAGAGAAAAACAAGGAGAAAGCAAAGUAAAAAGAGAGAAGAAGAAUUGAGCCAAUUUGUUUGAAAUCAAACCAUUCCAAAUUUCUCCAAUCCAAAAAAGAAAAAAAAUCUCAAACCCACCUCUAAAAUCCUUCUCUCUCCAAUACCCAGAUCUUGUUUUCUUAUAAUUUCAUCAAAUUUUGCGUCUUUUUGAUUCAUUCCAUUCCCUCUGUUUUCCCUGUAUUUCAAGUUCAGGUUCUGUUCAUGUUCUUGUAGUAUUCUUCAUAUUAUUAUUAUUAUUUUUUUUUGAAAUCUCUGUUUUAAUCCUUUUAUUAAUACGUAGAAUUUUCUCCAACUUUCCUGGAAGUUUAAAAAAAAAAUCCUCUGCUUUCUCUGUUUUUGGUUUGACAAUCUGUCAAAUUUGUAUCAAAAUCAAGUCGUUUGGUUUGUUGUUUGUGGAAGUUUAUCAAAUUUGGCUGAAAAGGCCAAUAAUCCAAUAUGGGAAUUCAGAAAGAUCGAGUCAAGUUCAAUGUAGGCGGUAGAAUAUUUGAAACAACAGCUACAACUCUUGCAAAUGCAGGGCGAAACUCAUUUUUUGGUGCAUUAUUUGAUGAAAACUGGGACUUGAACUCACAAAUCAACAACAAUUCUAAUGAAGCUCUCUUCAUUGAUCGAAACCCCGAGUGUUUUUCAAUUCUUCUCGAUCUUCUCCGUACAGGUGAUCUCAACAUUCCCCCAAAUAUCAAUGAAAGACUCCUCUUUAGAGAGGCCUCAUUUUAUGGUCUUCUAGACCAUAUCCGCACAGCCAAAUGGGGUCCGUUUGAUGGCAACAGGUUGAGGCUAUCCCGGUCUGUAACUGGUCAGGCUCCCGGCGAUGGCACCGCCAUCCGGGCAGGCCCGGAUGGAGGCUGCUGUGUGGCUCAUGGAAGCAUGGUUCAUGUUUAUGAUUGGAUGUUGGAAGAACAUCCACCAAUCAAUCUUGAUUAUCAAAGAGUUAAUGAUAUUGGGUGGGUCGAUUCUGAGAAUAUUGUGAUAAGUGUUUGUGAAAGAUUAGGUAGCAAAGAUGGAGGGAUGGGAUUGUUUAGUGCCUCAAGUGGAGAGUUAAGGUACAAAUUUCAGGUCAGCCAUGACAAUCAAGUGAAGAGUUACACAGCUGGGGCAUUGAGUUUUAGUAGUGAUUAUAAGAUAUUUUCAAGUUGCAAAGGGAGGAGUAAUGAGUAUGGGGUUGGAGUUUGGGACCAGGUGACAGGAAAGCAGAUAGAUUUCUUUUACGAGAGUCCAGGUUGGUCUCUUGGUGAUGCUGAUAAGUUACAAUGGUUAAGUGGGAGCAACUGUUUGUUGGUUGCAACUUUGUUUCCCAGAAAGGAUAACUGUUACAUUAGUUUGUUGGAUUUUAGAGACAAGAACAUGGUGUGGUCUUGGUCUGAUAUUGGCGCUCCUUUAACCGUGGAUGAGAAGAGGGUUAGGGAUGCCAUUGCAAUGGAGGAGAGUAACUCCAUUUGUGUGGUGAAUGAGUAUGAGGAUUUGGGGUUCAUUGACUUGAGGAUUAGUGGAGGAAGUGUAAGGUGGAGCUCCAGAAGCCGGUUAAUGAAAGGCAACAUGCCUGAUGAACCUUGUUACCCGAAACUGGCGUUGCAUGAGGGGCAGUUGUUUUCAUCGAUGAACGAUUCAAUUUCUGUGUUUUGUGGUCCGGAUUGGGUGUUAACAUCCAGGCUUCGACGAAGUUAUGGAGGUUCCAUUUGCGAUUUCUCGAUCGGUGGUGAUCGACUCUUCGCUCUCCACAGUGAAGAGAAUGUGUUUGAUGUAUGGGAAUGUCCUCCUUCUCCAAUUAUAUGAUUCAGAUUGUUAUGGUUUGCUUGCUCUUACAGUUUUGUUUCUUACAGUUUGAUAGAUGCUUUUCAUUGUAGCAGAUAAAGUUGCUGUUGAACAUAGUAUAGGUUAGCAGAAACAUAGAGCUAUAGUUUAGAGAUGCUUAUGCUUUGUAUAGAGUAUGCUUUUUGUUACAAAGAAAUGAAAUUGAUUGCUGAGCUACCAUUUACCA
Messenger RNA from Pistacia vera, 2035 nucleotides. RefSeq names its product BTB/POZ domain-containing protein At2g24240. Lineage: Eukaryota; Viridiplantae; Streptophyta; Magnoliopsida; Sapindales; Anacardiaceae. Gene Ontology annotation, biological process: protein homooligomerization. The record is from RefSeq and is a predicted model, not a curated record. Gene Ontology annotation, molecular function: protein binding. The coding region runs from base 493 to 1830 and encodes 445 amino acids. The transcript has a single exon.